AAAAAAACGAAACCUUUACGCCGCAAGAAACGAGGAAGAAGGUGUUUUCUAGAUUCGUUGUCUUCUCCUUCUUCUUCUUCUUUAAGAGAAUCUAGAAGAAUCUUCUUGUUCGAUGGGGAAUAUUUUAGCGGCUGGUUCUAGGGUUUCUGAUAACGAAGAGCGAGCUGAUUCUUCUGAUGAUAAAUUGAAGGUAGCUGAUGUUAAGAUGGAGAAUGUUGAUGAAAACUCUGGACCAAUUGAGGAUUAUGUGAUGAGUGAGGUUUCUUCAUUGAGAGAAGAUGAAGAAGGAGAAGAAGAAGAAGAGAAUGGGUUUCAUGUGGGAGAUUUUGUUUGGGGAGAGGAAGCUAAUAGUCAACAAUGGUGGCCAGGUCAGAUUUAUGAUUCUUCACAUGCUUCAGACUUGGCUUUGAAGACAAUGCAAAAGGGUAAAUUACUUGUGAUUUAUUUUGGAGAUGGGGGCUUUGGUUGGUGCAAUCCAUUGCAAUUGAAACCGUUUCUUGAGAAUUUCAAAGAGUUUUCGAAGAUGAGUGAUUCAAAAGGCUUUGUUAGUGCUGUGGAAGAAGCUGUGAGAGAGAUUGGUGAACAUGUUGAGCAGUUUUUGGUUUGUGAUGAGGCGGCUUUGGUUAGUUCUGUAGCUGUGAAUUCUGGGAUUAAGGACGGUGUUGUUGUGCCUGAUGUUAGAAGAAAGAUUGUGUCGUCUUUGGUUCUUGAAAAUCUUGGUGUUGUUCUUGAAGAUGUUAAACGACUUGCCAGGAAGGUUAGCUUUAGUGAUUUGUUAGAGUUUGAGGUUUUGAAGAGGAAAAUAUCAGCGUUUUAUCGGUGUAAUGGUAGAUUUAAUUUGGCUAAGUAUGAUGAACAGAUAUAUAUUGUAGGACUUGAACACAAAGAUGAUGAUUCUUGCAAGAUAUCAUUGAGAGGGUGUUCAGGGUUUGCUAGGAAAAAGAGGAAUUGUGUUGCUGAAGUUAAUGGCAAUGUAGCAACUACUAGUUCAACUACCCUGAGGAGGAGAAGACUGUGUGAAGUUUCGAAGAUGGAAAAUGCUGAGGAAGAAGUUAGCAAUGGGAAGAGGAAGAGGAAGAGCAAAAUGGGUUUGGAUGAUGAUAGGAUCGAGAAACGGGAAGAGUCAAACGACUCAAAUCAUAUAGAAGAGAGUGCGAAGAAAGAUGAUUCAGGUAUCGAAAUUGAUGUUGAUUUAGCAACUCCAUUGCUUUCAAUCUGUAAAAGGCUCAGUGUUGAUGUUUCUUCAAGUGUUGAAAGGAACAAUGGAAAUGGUGAGGCGUUAGUGCAAACAGGUAAGAGAGAGAGGAAGAAAAGCAAGUAUCUUUCACCUGAAUACAUGACAGAUUUUAGUUGCAGAGCAAGGAAGAGCAAAAUAGAAUCUGCUGAAUCAAGUCAGAUUCAAGUAGCAGAGAAAAUAACACUUGAUAAAGCCAUUGAUUUUGUGAAACUGGAAGCUACAGCAGAGGAAGUGCUGAAUCUAAUUCGAGGACUGGCUCUCAGUACAAAAUAUCCAGAAGACUAUACUACCUCGUCUGACAUGGUAAGAGAGUUUGUGUCAAUGUAUCGAAGCUUUACAUAUCAUGAUGGGGCAAAUAACAAGAGAGUCAUUAAAGAUGAAGAGAAGCAGCCUGAAGUAGUGGAUGAGAAAGAACCAAAUGAUACUGUUGAGAAGCAAUUUUUAGGUGUUGAACUAUUUAUCAAGACUGCCUUUGGUUCUACUCUGCCUUCAAAAGAUGAUUUGAUCAAAACAUACAAAAAGUUUGGAGCUUUGGAAAAAAAGAGAAGCUAUACAUUCAACAAUAACUCCUCUGCACUCAUUGCUUUCUUAAAUGUAUCUGAUGGAGAAGAAGCUUUUAACAAGUCACUAGAGAAAUGCCCAUUUGCUACUACCUCCACCAUUACAUUCAAACUCAAGUAUCCAUCUUCUGCUUCACCUGAAAACACUAAUGAGAAGACGGAAACCGAAACUAGACAGUGCGUAACAGAAAUCGAGUCUUUGAAAGAGAAGCUUGAAGAUAUAAGAUCAUUGCUGGAUCAGUCAGAAGGAAUGAUUACAAAAGAAUUGAAGAUGAAACUUGAAGAUGAAUCAAGAAACUUGCUUGACAAGGUAAGCAAGAUGAUAAUUCGUCCGUCUUAAUUAGGAUCUGUUUUUUGUAAUUAGCUUUUAGGAGACAAAAUGUUUCAAGGCAUGAGAGACUGUUCCAUAUGCAAGAACAAAAUGGAAAAAAAAAAAACAUUCCUUUUGCCAUA
Capsella rubella is the source of this 2250-nucleotide messenger RNA. RefSeq lists its product as uncharacterized. The record is from RefSeq and is a predicted model, not a curated record. The coding region runs from base 113 to 2137 and encodes 674 amino acids. NCBI's taxonomy places the organism in Eukaryota, Viridiplantae, Streptophyta, Magnoliopsida, Brassicales, Brassicaceae. The transcript has 2 exons.